AUGGCUGCCCAUCUCUCCGAUGUCGCCCUGGCCUCGCCCAUGUCGAACAACAGCAACGACUCCAAGUCGAUCGCCUCAGCCCCCUCGAGCGCCACGUCGACCAACUCGCAGGCCCUCGGCGGAGCCGAAGACAACCUGACGUGUCGUUGGAACGCGUGCAACCAGAGAUUCGCCAAUCCCGAGGUUCUCUACGAGCACAUCUGCGAGCGCCACGUCGGCCGCAAGAGCACCAACAACCUCAACCUCACCUGCCAGUGGAACGCCUGUCGGACGACGACGGUCAAGCGUGAUCACAUCACCUCGCACAUCCGCGUCCACGUACCCCUCAAGCCGCACAAGUGCGACUUUUGCGGCAAGUCGUUCAAGCGACCCCAAGACUUGAAGAAGCACGUCAAGACGCACGCAGACGAUUCCGUCCUCGUCCGUCCCGGACAAGACCAGCAUGGUCUCAACUACAGGACCCAGACCACCAAGGGGCCCAGCUACUAUGACCACGGCGGCCAGAUGCGUGCCAUCGGCGGCUUCCCUCACCAGCCGACGGCCAACGGCAACUACUACGCGCCCCAGCCGUCGACCAACUAUGCCCUCUACUUCAACCAGCCGCCCCUGAACACGCCCCGCAGCGAGCAGCACGUCGGGUACGGCGCCGCCGCCGCCGCCGCCGGUGCCUACGAUCGCAAGCGCGGCUACGACCGCACCUACGACGCCAUGGACGACUUCUUCGCCCAUGCGAAGCGCCGCCAGAUCGACCCCACCUCGUACGCCCAGAUCGGCCGCUCCCUCUUGCCCCUCCACAGCUCGCUAUCCAUGGCCAACGAGCCCCUCGCCGGUCCGGAGCAGUACAUUCCCCAGCACACGCAGGCCAUGGUGCAGCCGAGCCCCUCGCCGUCGGCGAACCCUCUGACGCAGCAAUACUACCUACCGCACAUGCCCCACGCCCGGACGCAGAAGGACCUCCUCCAGCUCGACGGCCUCCUCGGCCAGAUGCAGGACACCAUCUACGAGAACGCGACGCACGCGACGGCCGGCGUCCACGUCCACCACGGCGGCGGCGGCGGCGGCGGCCUCGCCGGGUUCAGGCACAGCCCCUCGCCGGCGCUCCAGCGUUCGCCCGGCGCCAUUCAGGUCUCGACGGAUGGCUACCACCAGCCCAUGUCGGCCGCCAGCAUGGCCUCGCCACUCACGAGCAUCUCCUCGGCCGGCACGCCGGCGGUGACGCCGCCGUCGAGCGCCAUGUCGUACACGUCGGGCCACUCUCCCAGCCCGUCGGCCUCGUCGGGCCUGUCGCCCCAGUCGCGUCACAGCUCGACGGCCUCGGUCAUGUACCCGACGCUGCCGACGGCGCUGCCGACGGUCACCCAAGGCUUCGGCCAGUCGACGACGGCGACGCUCGGGCCCAACUUUGACAGCAACGAACGCCGCCGCUACUCUGGCGGCAUGCUGCAAAAGGCCCGCGGCAUGCCGCCGCCGCCGCCGCCGCGCUCGGCCGAUGACGCCGGGAGAACAACGCCCAAGGCCGGCGACUCGGCCGUCUCGGUCGGCUCCCCCUCGUCCGAGUCGGACAGCGAGUCGACCAAGGAGCGGGAGGAGCAGUACGACCGCUGGCUCGAGAACAUGCGCGUCAUCGAGUCGCUGCGGGAGUACGUCCGUCGCCGGCUGGAUCGUAAGGAGUACGCCACCGAAGAGGAUGUCAAGGCCGACCGAGAGGGGGACGACGACGCCAUGGAGAUUGAUGACAUCAAGGGUCCGAGAAGCGCCGUCGAGCAACCGAACGGCCUCCGCGAAGGAGGCGGCCCGUUGCUGUACCCGCGGCUGCCGGCCGCCAGCGCCUGA
Drechmeria coniospora is the source of this 1833-nucleotide messenger RNA. Its product is annotated as pH-response transcription factor pacC. Gene Ontology annotation, biological process: positive regulation of transcription by RNA polymerase II. The transcript has 4 exons. The coding region runs from base 1 to 1833 and encodes 610 amino acids. Gene Ontology annotation, cellular component: nucleus. Lineage: Eukaryota; Fungi; Ascomycota; Sordariomycetes; Hypocreales; Ophiocordycipitaceae. The record is from RefSeq and is a predicted model, not a curated record.